Molecule: messenger RNA, 928 nt
Organism: Notothenia coriiceps (black rockcod)
Lineage: Eukaryota; Metazoa; Chordata; Actinopteri; Perciformes; Nototheniidae
Gene: lmbrd1
Product: LMBR1 domain containing 1
Exons: 10
Coding region: 8-928 (306 amino acids)
Biological process (GO): protein localization to lysosome
Cellular component (GO): lysosomal membrane
Source: RefSeq, a predicted model, not a curated record
AGUGAAGAUGGCGGGUCAGUCGUUUCUCUCCGAGUCUAUGCUCGGGUGGUCUAUUUUCACUUUUAUACUUAUGGUAAUCCUGACUUUUUGUUGGUUCUACAUUCGGAAAUUUCAAAGUCGUCAGGAGAGUGAAGUUGUUUCGACUAUCACAGCAAUAUGUGCACUGGCCAUUGCUUUGAUAACCUCUGCACUUCUCCCUGUGGACAUAUUCCUUGUUUCAUUUAUGAAGUUUCCCAAUGGUACCUAUAAGGAUUGGGCGGCUAACAAUGAGACAAGAGGGCACAUUGAAGACACUGUGCUGUAUGGAUAUUACACACUAUACUCCAUCAUACUAUUCUGCGUCUUCCUAUGGAUCCCCUUUGUUUAUUUCUACUAUGAAGAAAGGGAUGACGACAACAUGAACAAAUGCUCGCAAGUGAAAAACGCUCUGAAGUACACAGUUGGGUUUGCCAUUGUCUGCGUGGUGCUCCUUUUAAUUGGAGCCUUCGUUCCACUUGAGCCCCCACCUGGUCAGAAUUCCACCCAAUGGGAGAAAGUACAAUACCUUUUUGAAGAGCUUGGGAGUAGCCAUGGUCUACCCGCUCUCUCUUUCUCCAUCAGCUCCUUGACCUUGAUUGGCAUGUUGGCAGUGAUCACUUACACGGCAUACGGUAUGUCUGUACUGCCUUUGAAUCUGAUAAAAGGCACACGGAGUGUGGUGUACGAGCGCCUGGAGAACACAGAGGACAUUGAUGAUGUCGAGCAUCAGAUAGAAAAGCUGAAAUCCAAGUGUGAAGACGGACGUCCUCUCUCCUCAAGGGACAGAGCGAACCUGCAGGAGCUGGAGGGCAAACUGCAGGUCCUCCGGCGCAGGGGGAGACACCUUGACAUCGCAGAGAGGAACUGCUGCACUAAAGUGGGCAGUGCUCUCAGACCUUUGAAGUUCUAA